AUGCCAUGGCUGGGAUUCGAACCCACGUCUCUCACAUUGGAAGACGAGAGUCAUAACCACAGGACCACGACGCCCCCACAGGAAAUAGUCAAAGGUGGUGGAAACAGUGCUGAAUCUUUCACUGUCCGAUUAGUCAAUGGGUCAGGUGAAUUCGAAGGUCGUAUCGAGGUCAUGUACGACAACGCGUUUGGUUCCGUUUGCGCCAACGAUGACUGGGACUACGAAAGUGCGCAUGUGAUUUGUACAUCCCUCGGUUACAGUAAGGCAAACGUGAUCAGCUAUGACGACAUAUUCGGAGGGCAAGCAACAACCGUCCACUUUAAGAAGCUUGGUUGUACAGGGGACGAAAAGAACGUAUCAUUUUGCCCUUUUGAAAUCGACAAUGGUACAUGCAGGAGUCACGGUUACGCCGAUGCCAGUGUCGCCUGUAAACGAGGUUCUAGUGACACGAUGUCAGUCCGCUCUCGAGGAGGGGCUCUCAUUAAUGAAGGUAACGUUUAUGUCCAAUAUCGAGGGAACUUGGAUUCUUUCUGUGGUAAGCCUAGUUGGGAUUACAAACAAGUUGAUAUCAUAUGCAGAGGACUCGGAUUCAAGCGAGCUGACAUUGUCAUCCGUGAAAGUGGUGUUUUUGAAUCGACGGACGAGACUACAGAACCGAUAUACAAUGAGACUCUACAGGUUCGUCUGUCUGGCGGUAGUGGCGAACACGAAGGACUUGUCGAGGUAUUUCAUGCCAGAGUCUGGGGCAAGAUCUGCGCUAAUAACCUAUGGAAAUACGAGUCCGCUGACGUCGUAUGCCGGCACCUAGGCUAUGACCAUGCUUUUGUCAUCUACUACGACGAUACGUUCUCCAAUGAUACGACACUCGUGCAGUUUGAUCAGGUAGACUGCGCAGGCUCGGAAACCAAUCUUGCGUCAUGCACAUCUUAUAGAUAUGAAGAAGGGUACUGUAAAGAUAGUGCUGGAGAGGGCGCAGGUGUGACAUGUGUAUCAAGUGAGACGCCUGAAGUAAGGGUCAGGCUGGAAGGGGGAAACGGAUCUCAUCACGGACUAGUCGAGAUCUUCCUUAAAGAUGACUGGCGGAAAGUGUGCGGUAAAGGAUUUAAUUUCCAUAAUGGGGACAUUGUCUGCCGUUCUCUUGGAUAUGACAGAGCUUUCAUGAUAAUGGAGAAUGGCAGUAUGGUAUUCCCAACACAAAGUGGUACAGCAAUCUUCAUUGACAAGUUACAUUGUACUGGUGAGGAGCACGAUAUCACUGAGUGCAGAGCGUACCGUCUGAAGGAGAGGUGUGAUUCUACGUAUGGUCCCGCCGCUGCAUUUUGUGGACCAGGUUAA
This is a messenger RNA of Lytechinus pictus (painted urchin), 1335 nucleotides long. RefSeq names its product neurotrypsin-like. The coding region runs from base 1 to 1335 and encodes 444 amino acids. The record is from RefSeq and is a predicted model, not a curated record. Gene Ontology annotation, cellular component: membrane. NCBI's taxonomy places the organism in Eukaryota, Metazoa, Echinodermata, Echinoidea, Temnopleuroida, Toxopneustidae. The transcript is spliced from 5 exons.